Messenger RNA from Chenopodium quinoa (quinoa), 2049 nucleotides. RefSeq lists its product as uncharacterized. The transcript has 2 exons. The record is from RefSeq and is a predicted model, not a curated record. Lineage: Eukaryota; Viridiplantae; Streptophyta; Magnoliopsida; Caryophyllales; Amaranthaceae. The coding region runs from base 164 to 982 and encodes 272 amino acids.
UAACUUCUGAGUUAGCCCUAGCCCACUUCGCCAGUUCGCCUCUUCCUCAGUUCCUCUUCGCUUCAUCUUCCUCUUCGCAUAAUCGCAUCUUCCUCAGUUCCUCUUCGCUUCAUCUUCCUCUUCGCUGGGUUGCUGAAUAGCACUUGCUGUGAUUCUUUUGGAUAUGGGGAUAGAGAGAGAGCAGAGUAGCACAUCCAAAGCCGAAAGAGAGGAAAAAAGAAUUGUGAUGCUGGCAUGGAGCGAUGAACGCUUGCCUUCGGAAAGACUACAAGGUGGUACUCAAUUAUAUCACACUCGUGCAGAAUUUCACUCGGUGGAUCUGAAGCACAAUAUAUUAACUCGUUCUUGCUUUCCUUCAAUUAUCAUGACUAAGUUCUUUUCAUCUGCCAUGGUGUCAUCUUUGAAUAAAUUUAUCUACUUAGUGGGAGUGGGAGGAGCGCGAUUAUCUGUCGUCCAAUCAUCUAAUGAGUCUUCCUCUUCCAACCACACAUUCUACUCCGGCGGUUCAUGUCUUGACAUGUCUGAUGAGGCUCCAGUGUGGUGUCCAGCUCCUGUCUUCUUUGAGGAUAACACUUCUCCCAACUAUGUUAGCUUUCUUGGCAAUAUUUACAACUUUGGAUCUGUUUGCCUUGCGCCCCAGGUUCUUGAAUGUGGUGCCCUUGGCCACUAUAAGUCAAUUCGCUCUCUCCCUAUCCCUCAAAGCCUUGCUGGUUGUAGUGUGUCUGUUCCUGUACUUCCCGACCCUUCCAACAAACGCAUUCUUAUGCGCCUCUAUGGUGGUCCCCUUUCGUCGCCUUCCCUCUAUGCUUUCACUCCCGAUCCUUGUGCUGAUGCUAUUGGGACAUGGGAAUGUCUCACCUCUGAUUUCCAUCUUUGGGCUCAUGCUGCUGCUGUUGUUAAUGGGGUCAUAUAUUUUCACUGCCAUAAAGUUCCAUCUCUUCUUUGUGCUUUGCUGGUUGGACACCAAUAUAUUCCCAUAUGAAUGCCGAAACUUUUAAUUUCGAUGCAAUGCUUCAUUUGGGCCACAAUAUUUUGUGCUUUGCUGGUUGGACACCAAUAUAUUCCCGGACUGCUGUUUUUACCAUCGAAGUCAUAUUUUACAAGUUCCAAGUGUUGGUCACCGGUGAAACUGUAACCGUCAAGGUCUGUGACUCCUACUCAUAUGAACUUCCGGGAAGUACCAAUGUGUUUCAUUUCCUCCCCAUUUAGCAGGUACUCUUCUCCAUCUAACCAUCUCUUAUUCUUGCUAUUAUUCUGUUUAUAAUUAGAAUACAGUUUGGACUAGUUAGUGCUUUGACUAUUAAAUUGAACUUAUUAGUUUAUCUGUUUAUGUCAUUAUGUGAAAUUGUGAAUAUGUGAUGCCGGACAUUGUAUAAGACAACAAUUAAACUAUUAGUGUAAGGAGGAUUAUAAAUUUAUAAUUAGAAUACAGUUUGGACUAGUUAGUGCUUAGUGGUGCUAGUCGCAUAUUCGGCUGGAAGUUCCGUAUAGACUAGUGGAGAUAUUAGUUUGUUGAUUUUAGUCUUGUCAAUUUUAAGCUUUUUAAUUAUUAGUUAGUAUUGUAAUCUUGUCAAUUUUCUAUUUGGAUGAUCUUUGUAAAUAAUUUUUCUGGGGAAUAUUGCUUGAUUUAGUUGAAUAUUGCUUGAUUUAGUUGAAUAUGAACCGUCCAACCAAUUAUGAAUAGGGGUAAUUCGCUGUUGGGGUUAUUUGCAUAUGAUUCAUACUUGUGAUUUCAUUUGUUUUGUUAACUUUGUGUUUGAUUAGGUUGUUGAAUUUAUAUGCAGGGAAGACUCAGCUUAUCAAUCAUUUUCUAAUCAACAAGAGUUGGUAUAUUGUUAAUUUGCCUGGAUAUGGGUGAGUCUCUGUAAUUUUGGUUUUAAUUUGGGCAAUUUCUGUAAUUCUUGAGUCUAUUUCAUGCUGGGAAUAUUGUAUACUUGUAUUGUGAAUCAAUUGUUAUUCGUGUUUAUUCCUGAUCAUAUGCUUGAAUCAUAUUGAAGUGCCAAAAAAGGAUUGCUUUUACGCCUUGAGGCAUUGCUUCAAAAUUAUUGA